Messenger RNA from Symphalangus syndactylus (siamang), 7192 nucleotides. RefSeq names its product hormonally up-regulated Neu-associated kinase (gene HUNK). Gene Ontology annotation, molecular function: ATP binding; protein serine/threonine kinase activity. Lineage: Eukaryota; Metazoa; Chordata; Mammalia; Primates; Hylobatidae. The record is from RefSeq and is a predicted model, not a curated record. Gene Ontology annotation, biological process: intracellular signal transduction; protein phosphorylation. Gene Ontology annotation, cellular component: cytoplasm.
UCCAGUGGCAUGAUCUUGGCUCACUGCAACCUCCGCCUCCUGAGUUCAAGCAAUUCUCUGCCUCAGCCUCUUGAGUAGCUGGGAUUAUAGGCACCCACCACCAUGCUUGGAAAAUUUUUGUAUUUUUAGUAGAGACAGGGUUUCACCAUCUUGGCCAGGCUGGUCUUGAACUUCUGACCUUGUGACCCACCCACCUCGGCCUCCCAAAGUGCUGGGAUUUCAGGCGUGAGCCACUGUGCCCAGCCUGGCCUGGUAUGGUAUUUUUUACUAAAACAGAUGAAUGUAGCCUUUAGGGGAUGAUAUGUGGCCAUUGUUCUGGUGAAUGAGUUAUUUUCCAUCACUCUUGAAAGGAAAAAAAAACUGUUUGCAUUCCCUUCACCAGACAAUCGUAUGUAUUUAGUCUUCCCUCAGGUGGUGCUAACUCUCCUACCGUCUGUCAUGUGUGAUAUAUAGUCUGAAGAGAACUGGACCUCCUAGGCAUCCUGCAGAACGGCACCCUGGUCCACUGUAUCAUGCCUCAUGUGAAUCAGAUAUCAGAUAGAUGAGCAGGAUGCAGCAAGUGUACUGAAGGCCUUGGAAAGACACAUGGGCUUCACAUCAUGGGAGACAAACCCUAAGUUUCAGAGUCCAUCACAUCAGUUGUAGAAGUCUGCUGUUCCGAGGCGCACUGGGGAUCAAUGUAAAGGAUAAAUUAUUGCAUCUCACAUCUCCCACCAUGAAGAAGGAAGCACAGUGCUGGUAGGUUCCAUGGUUUCUGGAGGCGGCAUAUUCCAUAUCUGGGAAUACUCUUCCUACCCAUAGACUGGAUUACAUGGAAGGCUGCCUCCUGUACGUAAGGCCCAGAGGAGGGCUCUGGAGUAGACUCAGGCUGCAGUGCAAACAGCCCUUCUGCUUGGGCUGAACAAUCCAGCAUGCCUUAGGUUACUAGUGAUCUCAGAGGUGGGGAAAGGCCACCAUGUUCAGUUUGCGGAAAGUGCCACGGGGGAAUCAUGAAGGACCCCUAGGGCUCCGGAGCAAGGCCAUGCCAUCUGCAGUGGAAAAUUUUACACUCUUCAUUAAAGAGCUCCGGGUGUGCUGCUGCUGGACCACAGUAGAGAUGAAGCACCUGGACAUGGGACACCAAGUGACCAUACGCACCUCUAGAGCUGCCCCACACAGGCUCAUCAGGUUCUAAGGCUGGGUGGGCCCUGCAGUAUCCAAGGCAAGACAGAAGUUCUGCAUCCAUGAUCAAAUGUAUCAGCAGGGCCUGAAGGCCCAAGCCAGCUACACUGGCAGUUAGCUCAGACUUCCAGAGCCCCCACCACUGUUGCACCAAGGGUACUCCCUCAACUCACACCUACGGCCACAUUUGGAAGGGGAAAUCCUUAUGACCCACAGAUGGAGGAAGAAAAAGUGAGCUUGGAUCUUGGAUGGUGAAUGUGGACAAAAAUGGACAGUGACUGCACUACAGCUGUACUCAGGAUGGGUCAGAAAGACAACAUCAAGGGGAAACCCUGAUGGGUGGAGCUUCAUUGGUGCACCAGCCUUCAUCUGGGAUUUAGAGGAAGAGACCACACAUCAAGACAUCCUGAAGCCCUGGGCCCAUCUGUAGUUGGGAGGUGGCAGGUACAUUUUUCUUACUGAAAUAGCCAUUACAUUCAGCUUUUGGAGACCAAUGGAGGUACAACUGUGAUGAGUCUUGAGAGAAGCCAUCAGCCUCUUGUUUGAAGAAUGCACCUUUUUCUUCUUGAGUAUCAGCUCAGUGGCUACUGGGAAGCAGCUGCAGGAGGUUGGCCUGGUGUCACCAUCCGUACACCAUCAUCCUACAGCGCCACAACCACACAAAGCUCAGCAACUCCUUCCUCUCCCACAUGGACAGAUUAAGAGUUGAGAUGAAGCUCCGCAUUGCCAUUGCUGAACAUGUACAGUGUACCAGGCAUGCAUGGGUGUUGGGAUACAAAGUCCCUCGCUUCAUGGACAUUAAAUAUGAGAGAGAGAGAGAAUAAACACAUAAACAAGUGAAUGUACAUUCUUCUGUUAGCUAAUGAUGAUGACAUGAAAAGUUGAGUGUGGCGAUUAGGGACCCUGGGACAGUCUGCCUGAUUUCUGAUUUUCCGAUUGAGAGAGCAGAGCCCUGAAUUAAGCGAGAAACUUCAGCGAUGUUGAAGAAGUGUAUUGUUGGCAGAGUGUCAUGAACUGAAUAUUCGUAUCCCCCCGGCUCAAGUUCAUACGUUGCAGCUGUGACCUCUGAUGUGAUGGUAUUUGGAGGUGAGACCUUCAGAAGGCAUUUAGGCUUAAUUGAGGGCAUGAGAGUGGGACCCUCAUGAUCCGAUUGGUGUCCUUAUAAAAAGAAGAAGAGACCAGGGCGGUGUGUCUUUCUGCCAUGAGAGCACUUGGCGAGAGCACUCGUCUGUCAGCCAGGAAGAGAGCCUUCAUCAGGAACUGAAUCUGCUAGCACUUUCAUUCUGGACUUCUCAGUUUCCAUCAUCAUGUGGCCAUAAAAGUCAUCGAUAAGAAGAGAGCCAAAAAGGACACCUAUGUCACCAAAAACCUGCGGCGAGAGGGUCAGAUCCAGCAGAUGAUCCGCCACCCCAAUAUCACUCAGCUCCUUGAUAUUUUAGAGACGGAAAACAGCUACUACCUGGUCAUGGAGCUGUGCCCUGGGGGCAACCUGAUGCACAAGAUCUAUGAGAAGAAGCGGCUGGAGGAGUCUGAAGCCCGCAGAUACAUCCGGCAGCUCAUCUCCGCCGUAGAGCACCUGCACCGGGCUGGAGUGGUCCACAGAGACUUGAAGAUAGAGAAUUUGCUACUAGAUGAAGACAAUAAUAUCAAGCUGAUUGACUUUGGUUUGAGCAACUGCGCAGGGAUCCUGGGUUACUCGGAUCCGUUCAGCACACAGUGUGGCAGCCCUGCCUAUGCUGCACCUGAACUGCUUGCCAGGAAGAAAUACGGCCCCAAAAUCGAUGUCUGGUCCAUAGGUGUGAACAUGUAUGCCAUGUUGACCGGGACGCUGCCUUUCACGGUGGAGCCUUUCAGCCUGAGGGCUUUGUACCAGAAGAUGGUGGACAAAGAAAUGAACCCCCUCCCCACUCAGCUCUCCACAGGUGCCAUCAGUUUCCUGCGCUCUCUCCUGGAACCGGAUCCUGUGAAGAGGCCAAAUAUUCAGCAGGCACUGGCGAAUCGCUGGCUUAAUGAGAAUUACACGGGCAAAGUGCCCUGUAAUGUCACCUAUCCCAACAGGAUUUCUCUGGAAGACCUGAGCCCGAGCGUCGUGCUGCACAUGACCGAGAAGCUGGGUUACAAGAACAGCGACGUGAUCAACACCGUGCUCUCCAACCGCGCCUGCCACAUCCUGGCCAUCUACUUCCUCUUAAACAAGAAACUGGAGCGCUAUUUGUCAGGGAAAUCUGACAUCCAGGACAGCCUCUGCUACAAGACCCGGCUUUACCAGAUAGAAAAGUACAGGGCCCCCAAGGAGUCCUAUGAGGCCUCUCUGGACACCUGGACAAGAGAUCUUGAAUUCCAUGCCGUGCAGGAUAAAAAGCCCAAAGAACAAGAAAAAAGAGGGGAUUUUCUUCAUCGACCAUUCUCUAAGAAGUUGGACAAGAACCUUCCCUCGCACAAACAGCCCUCAGGCUCGCUCAUGACACAGAUUCAGAACACCAAAGCCCUCCUGAAGGACCGGAAGGCCUCCAAGUCCAGCUUCCCCGACAAAGAUUCCUUUGGCUGCCGCAAUAUUUUCCGCAAAACCUCGGAUUCCAAUUGUGUGGCUUCUUCUUCCAUGGAGUUCAUCCCUGUGCCACCGUCCAGGACCCCAAGGAUUGUGAAGAAACCGGAGCCCCAUCAGCCAGGGCCCGGAAGCACUGGCAUCCCCCACAAGGAAGACCCCCUGAUGCUGGACAUGGUGUGCUCCUUCGAGUCUGUGGAUCGCGACGACCACAUAGAAGUGCUGUCUCCCUCUCAUCACUACAGGGUUCUGAACUCCCCGGUCAGCUUGGCUCGCAGAAAUUCCAGCGAGAGGACGCUGUCCCCAGGUCUGCCAUCCGGAAGCAUGUCGCCUCUCCAUACUCCUUUGCAUCCAACUCUGGUCUCUUUUGCUCACGAAGAUAAGAACAGCUCCCCAAAAGAGGAGGGCCUGUGUUCCCCACCUCCGGUUCCCAGCAAUGGCCCCAUGCAGCCUCUGGGGAGCCCGAAUUGUGUGAAAAGCCGAGGCCGGUUCCCCAUGAUGGGCAUCGGACAGAUGUUGAGGAAGCGCCAUCAGAGUCUGCAGCCAUCUGCAGAUAGGCCUCUGGAGGCCAGCCUGCCCCCACUGCAGCCCCUAGCCCCCGUGAACCUUGCCUUUGACAUGGCCGAUGGGGUCAAGACCCAGUGCUAACUUGGGCCAGCGGGAUUUGGGGUAUCUAUCUCUAGCAAACAGCAACGGAACAGAGCUCCACACAUCUGUGAGGGUAUGAACAUUCCAAGACCCCGCGUGGAGCAUCCUUAGUUGCCCCAUUGGUUCCUGCCAUGCAGUGUCCCACCUGUAGCUGAAUCCACAGACCCAAAGCCUGCACAACCCAACCUCGCUUAGGGACCCUCAGAGAUGCUGGAAUCGCUAGGAGGGUUGGCUCCAGGGGCAGCCAAUUCCUAUCAUUCAGAUCUUCCCUCCUCCCAAGCACUCACCAACCCUUUCCAGUUCCCACUUCCCCCAGGCUUGGGGGGAGAACGGGGCAUGAGCCUUCUGGGGCACUCAGAUUAUGGACUGUUACCACAUCUUUCUUCACGCUGUGCUACAUGUGUGCCUCUCACAGCAGUCGGCCACAGUCACAGGGAGAGAACAAUAUCACAGUCAUUCAUCCAGGCCACGUUUCCCCUGCGGAGUGUAGCAGCCCUGCCUUUCAUAGCAGGGAUUACCCCGAAGGCCAGCAGGAGCCGGGGACAGGCCCGGGAUCCUCAGAGGAAGACGGAGAAGAGCUUCAGACCAAGAUCAAACCAAACAGUGGGGACCCCGACAGAAGAGAAAGACUGAAGGAGACACUCAUUUCCCAAGCAAGAUUUUGACAGAUUGUUGUUGAAACAUGCUAAUAAUUGAAUGAUCUUUUCCAAAGAUAUUUUUUUUUAAAUGUGAUGUCGGUAAAUGGAAAUAACAUAAUUUUUAAAACUUGGAUGGAGAGAUGAGAAGCAAUUCCAUCGAACUCAUGUUUUCACAGGAGGGUUCAGGGUGGAGAGCAAACAAGCUGACUGUGGUGAUGUGCUGAGUGCUGUGGCCCACGGGCAGGGCAAGUCUCGGUGGUCCUGUGUUCAUCCUGUUGUUUAAGGCAUAGCCCUGAUCCUUCUGGAAGGCAUAGAACAUGGUUACAGCUGGUUCUGUAGAAAGAGAGAAAAGAUGAUUGUGACAAUUCAGAGCAUAAUUCAGAUGGCGAGAAGGCAGCAUUACCUCUGUGUGAUGUGGAUUUCAAGCUGCCCACAGAACUAGUGUGGGUCAGAGCUCAGUGAGUUUGCUAGGAGCUGGGAGCAGGCUUGAGAACCUGUUCAGAUACAGGCCGGUUUCUUCUUCGAGGAAAGCCGAGCUCCUCAAACAGGGUUCAGUCCACGUUGUGUUUUCACACCUUUCUCCAAGGAUCGAACCAAAGAUGUGUCUCCAGUAUUGUGUCUGUGCCCCCUGUGUGUGUUUUGUGAACCCCUGUGUUGUCUGACUGUAUCCAGCUGGCACUUGAGAGGGUGCAAUCAUUGGUGAGAAGAAUCAGAAAAAGAAGACUCAUCAGCACAGGUUGGAUAGGGGUUAGUUUAGGAGACUGGUUACAGAAUGGCCUGGAGUCUUCGACUUUUGACCGGUGCAGGUGUGACCAGAGACCACCUCUGUGGCCACCUCAUAUAGUUAUCUCAGUCCAUGGAUCCCAAAACCCAAAUCUAGAAUUGCAAAGCCAGCCUUUGUUUCCCUGGCAGGCAGCCUUGCCAGAGGGCAGAGAGGUAGUUCUGAGUCAUUCUCUCAUUCACCAGUGGUAACAUCCUUCAGUCCCUCACGUCUCUGACAGAGCAGGAGAGAAUGGAUAUUUGGCCGACCUUGGCGAGACCUGGAGCUGCCUCUUUCUUCCCUAGGGGAUCACUGCAGCUCUAGGGCAUUCUAGGAUGAGGUCAGGACCCCUUGGCCAUUGGUGUUAUUUUUCGUAUAGCUUCAGACUGGGUUCCAGAACUUACCAUUGAAAACAGAGCUUUUAGGCCAGGCGUGGUGACUCAGGCCUGUAAUCCCAGCACUUUGGGAGGCUGAGGCAGGUGGAUUGCUUGAGCUCAGGAGUUUGAGAGCAGCCUGGGCAACAUGGCAAAAGCCCAUCUCUACUAAAAAAUACAAAAAAAUUAGCUGGGUGUGGUGGCAUGUGCCUGUAGUCCCAGCUACUUCGGGGACUGAGGUGGGAGGAUCACUUGAACCUAGGAGGUCGAGGCUGCAGUGAGCCAAGAUCAUGCUACUGCAUUCCAGCCUAGGUGGCAAAGUGAGACCCUGUCUCCAAAAAAAGAAAAUAAAUAGAACUUUAUAAGCAGAGAGAGGAAAAUAAUCAUCUAAGACCGUCUUUCCAUUUGACAUGAAGUGUACCUUUUCUAAGGACGGUUUCCAGCUGCAAUGGCUCCACUUUGCAGGCUUGCAGGGUGUAUACCUGUGCAUUUGGAACUUUCUGGAGCCCCUGAUACCUUUUCCUUGAGAACAGGAUUGCUUCUGCCUUGCCGUUAGCUUGUGGAGAACGUGCUUCUCAUUCCUGGCAUGCUUCAAGAACAGCUGCAGAUGUGCCGCUAACUGACCGCGUUGCCGUUGGUGACCUGGACUCUGAACUCAGGUUUAUUCUAAACCCGGUGAGAGCUGAGGGGGAGUGAGGAAAGGGGAUCAACUGUAUUUUUGUGUGUGUGUGAGCACCCAACGAAUCUAUGAAACUGAGUGAAAGGAGAAAUGUUAGAUUCUUUAUUAUUUUAUUAUAUUUAUAUGGAAAGCUUGACUCUCCCUUUGGUAAGUCCGAAGCGUGUUGUCUGUUUGACCGUGACUGUCUGUCUUCCUCAGUCUGUGCCUGUGAUCCCAGUCACCCUGUAGUUACUGACAGAAACUGACUGGACUGUCAUUGUGUGAAGUCCAGGAGGAAAUGUCCAUUUUAAUCGUAUGAUUUGGUCAUAAGUAAGGACUAUAUUUAUGUCACCAUUAUUAGAUAUAUGUACUUUUGUAAUGACUGUGAAAUACACUUUUCCCUCACUA